This is a messenger RNA of Kickxella alabastrina, 783 nucleotides long. RefSeq lists its product as uncharacterized. The transcript has a single exon. The annotation marks the transcript as partial. The record is from RefSeq and is a predicted model, not a curated record. NCBI's taxonomy places the organism in Eukaryota, Fungi, Kickxellomycota, Kickxellomycetes, Kickxellales, Kickxellaceae.
CGAUGCCGCACAGCCCCACGCGGUGCAGCGUCGAGACCUCGGCCACGUGCACCACGGCCAGUCGUCGGCCGCCGGGCGUCAGCACGCCGUGGUGGUCGCGGCGCCACGCCUCCCACUCGGCCUGCACGCCCGGCGACAUGGCGUGCGCGCACACGGCCAGCACGCAGCCUGCGCCGAUGCCGCCGCCGCCGGUCGCGCGCACGGCGCCGAUGUCGACGGCGCCCAGGCCCUCGUUGCCCACCAGCAGCGGGUCGUCCUCGGCGCGCCGCGCGACCGGCCGGCGGCGGAACAGCCGCCGUGGCGCGGGCUCUGCCAUUGCCGCCGAUGCCGCCGGCGAGCCGACCAGCCAGCCCAGCACGCCCCACAGCCCCAGGCUGCCCGAGCGGCCGCGCGCCGGCUCAAAGUGCAGCAGGUCGCCGACGGUCCCGUCGGUGCGCGCGCCGUGCAGCUUGCGGCGCAGCGCGUCUGACAUGUGCUCGAUGGCUGCCGAUGCCAGCGUUGCCGGCGGGAUGCGCUCGCCCACGGCCGUGUCGUCGCCACCGGCUGCGCCCUGGUGGAGGUGGUUGUGGUGAUGGAGCUGGAGCUGGUUUGGUGCUGGGCUGGGUUGGACUGGAGCUGGUUUUGGUGCUGGUGGUGCUGGAGGUGCUGGUAUUGCUGCUGGUAUGCUGCUGGUCCUGCUGCUGGUAGUGCUGCUGGUAUUGCUGCUUGUGCUGCUGCUGCUGCUGCUGGUCCUGCUGCUGCGGCAGCCCUACGACCAUGUGCGCAAACGGCCGUAGCGGGCAG